CUAGUCUUAAAUAUCACUAGUUUUGUGGUUAGCGAAACCCUAAACCCUUCCAGGCACAGCAGAAAUUUUUGGAGUCAAUUUUUGUAUCAGAGAGACAGUAUGCCUUCUAAACCCAGAAAGAAUUCAAAAACACCGCCAAUAUCAAAGCAGCUCUCAUAUUCAGCAGACUCUGUAUCAUCAUCGGCAAGAAAAACAGACACCGAAUUCAGUAAUGAUGACGAAGAAGAAGAGUUUUAUGCUUCUCUACUUGAAAUUGCAUCCACUAAGUUUCCAUCUUUGAUAUCAAAAUCUGCUUUUGUUGGCCAAAUCCAUAGUUCCAAGCCUUAUUCAGGAUCUAAUGCUGCUACUAUUUGGCUUUCGGAAUCACCUUUUUUCUCUUCCUCAAUAACUCCAGGCUCCAUCGUUUCGGUCUCACUUGCUUCUUCUAGAAAAAAACUUUUCAGUGACUCUCCUCUUGAGUCAUUAUCAAAUCAAAGUGGGGAUGACAGAGUAGGGAUUUUUUUUGCGCUGGCAAGGGCAUAUCCUUCUUCUGAGAUAGUAACGAACUGCGCGCGACUCUCAUGGAGCCUUUCAUGUACACUGGGCCUUCCUGCUCCUGGCAAGACACUUUUUAUACAUCCGAUCCAGACCUGUUUUACAGAAGGCACUGUAAAUGGGACUGAUAAGUUGCUUGCAUCAAAUGUGACUGCAUCUCUUCUCCCCCUCUGCAAUUGCAAGUAUUUCAAUUUAGAACUCGUCGCAUUACAUGAAAGACCUAAAGAAAAUGACACCGGCUUGUCUGUAACUAAUUCUAGGGCAGGAGCACAUCAAGAUCGGUUGGAGAUUGGGGAGUCAUCUCCCAAGACGCCUGUAACGUACCAGCCGAAACAUAAACCUCCUGGUGUUACUCUUGAACGAUACCGAGAUUCUGUAUCCACUGUGCGCCAUUCAGGUGAGACAUUGUCUGUUCCAUAUGACAUAAGUGAAGCUGCAAUUGAUCGGAAGAAAUUAUUAGAAGAAUCCUUUGGGGAUAAAUGUACAAGGGAGAUUUAUCAGACUUGCGCAAAACUAUGGCUACAUGAUCGCCUUUUACUCCAUGGGAAUCUUGUUGCCAUUCCUAUGUGCAAAGAAACCUAUUUUUUCAGUGUGAUGGGUACAAAGAGGUUAUUGACGGAUGCCGUUAGACAGAAAUUGGUAAACGGAGGAAGAUAUGAGUUAUCUCGUGAUGAGGCUCAAUAUCCUGAUCUGGACCAGGGGAGAUUUGCCUUUUUCUUGGAUGCUGAAACAGAAGUACAUCUGUGUACUUCAUUGUCAUUAAGUACACAAAAUCCUUAUGGAAAGCAUAUGCCUCUGGUAGAGGUUUCAUCAAAAGAUAUCACUGAGAAAGAGGGGAUCAGUGAUUCAAAAUUAGGUGGUCUAUCAAAAGAAUUUGGAAUGCUAAAAGAAAUAAUUGUUUCUUCAUCAGUCAAUGCCACUCUGUCAAGCAUGGGUCUACGACCUACGAAAGGGGUACUUCUCUAUGGUCCACCUGGCACAGGAAAGACAUCUUUAGCUAAGUCAUGUGUUCGGGAUGCUGGUGUCAACCUGUUCUCCAUAAAUGGACCUGAGAUUAUCAGUCAGUUCCAUGGAGAAAGUGAGCAAGCAUUGCACGAAAUCUUCGAUUCAGCUACUCGAGCUGCACCUGCUGUGGUGUUCAUUGAUGAAUUGGACGCUAUUGCUCCAGCACGAAAAGAUGGAGGUGAAGAACUUUCUCAAAGGAUGGUUGCCACAUUGUUGAACUUGAUGGAUGGAGCUAGUAGAACUGAAGGUGUACUCGUUAUUGCGGCCAGCAAUAGGCCUGAUACUAUUGAUCCUGCACUGAGACGCCCUGGAAGACUAGACCGAGAAAUUGAAAUAGGAGUGCCAUCCCCAAAGCAGCGGUUGGAUAUACUACUCUGCCUUCUCAACGGGAUGGACCAUUCCCUCACGAGCACACAAGUUGAAAAUCUUGCUUCUGCAACACAUGGAUUUGUAGGUUCAGAUCUAUCUGCGCUCUGCAAUGAAGCUGCAUUAGUUUGUCUCAGACAUUUUGUUGCAUCUAGGAAAACUAUGGAUUCUUCCAGACAGAUGUCCGGAAAAGUGCAUUCCAAGGUUGCAUGUCUGGAUGAUGAUAGUUGCACAGAUGUUAUAACCGUAGCAUCGGGUGACAUUAAUGGUAUAGUGCAUAUCACUUCUUCCUCAGAUCAAGAGGAUUCUGCAUCGACUGAGAAUGUACGCCCAUUUGGUUCGUGUACACCAAAUGAUCAUGACUAUACUUUUCUUCAGAAUUCAAUUCAACUAAGCUGUGACAAGGUGACUUCAACGUCAGAAGAAGGAAGUUUGCCGAAAGUGACGUUUGAUGAUUUUGAAAAGGCUAAGAUGAGAGUGAGACCCAGUGCCAUGCGAGAGGUUACGCUUGAGGUUCCGAAGGUGAGGUGGGAUGAUGUCGGCGGACAGAUUGAAGCUAAGAAACAACUAAUAGAGGCUGUAGAAUGGCCGCAAAAGCAUCGAGAUGCUUUUAAGCGAAUUGGCAGCCGGCCACCGACAGGUGUUUUGAUGUUUGGUCCGCCAGGUUGCAGUAAGACUCUACUGGCACGUGCUGUAGCUUCACAAGCAGGACUGAAUUUUCUUGCAGUUAAGGGACCGGAACUUUUUAGCAAAUGGGUCGGUGAAUCUGAGAAGGCAGUAAGAUCUGUCUUUGCCAAAGCUAGAGCUAAUGCUCCGUCCAUCAUAUUUUUUGACGAAAUAGAUGGCCUUGCCAUUGUACGGGGACAGGAGAACGAUGGGGGCGCUUCAGUUGGCGACAGAGUUAUGAGUCAACUUCUUGUUGAGUUGGACGGUUUGCACCAAAGAGUUGAUGUUACUGUUAUUGCUGCUACCAAUCGCCCAGACAAGAUCGAUUCUGCGCUUCUUAGACCAGGACGUUUUGAUCGAUUGCUCUAUGUGGGACCUCCAAAUGAGACUGACCGGGAAGAUAUAUUUCACAUCCACAUACAGAAGAUGCCUUGUGGUUUGGAUGUCAGCAUACGGGAGCUGUCUAUUCUCACUGAUGGCUGUACUGGUGCAGAUAUAUCGUUAAUCUGUCGUGAAGCAGCUCUCGCAGCUAUUGAAGAGAGCCCUGAAAUUUCAGAAAUAUCAAUGGCACAUUUCGAAACUGCACUUGAACGAGUGCAGCCGUCAGACGUCCAGUCUUCCCAAGACUUAUCUAGAAAAUUUCAAAGGCUUGUUAGCAGCAGUCCUACGAGAGAUGACGUGGAACCUCGGGCGAGUUGGAACUCAUCCAACCAGGUCACAAUAUGGUCUCAUAUAAAAUCGCAUCUGCCCGCUACUCUUUUGGGGCUUCUUGCAGCCGUUGCACUUUCAAAGGCUCGUUAGUAGGACUGCCCGCUACUCUUUUUGGGCUUCUUGCAGCCUUUGCACUUUCGAAGGCUCAUUAGUAGGACGCAAUACUUCCCCUUGGAUGCAAGUAUAACAUCACAUUUGUACGUACAGUUCGUUUGUUUGUUUUUUUUUUGUUUUUUUUUUUGAUGCAAUUGUACGUACAGCUUACCACUUUUUGUACCACCCAUAUUCAGUGAGUUGUAGCAAGGAUGAAUUUGGAUUUUGAACUAUAUGAACAUGAGAAGUUUUGUUCUA
Papaver somniferum (opium poppy) is the source of this 3633-nucleotide messenger RNA. Its product is annotated as calmodulin-interacting protein 111-like. The coding region runs from base 100 to 3372 and encodes 1090 amino acids. Gene Ontology annotation, molecular function: ATP hydrolysis activity; ATP binding. The transcript has 11 exons. The record is from RefSeq and is a predicted model, not a curated record. NCBI's taxonomy places the organism in Eukaryota, Viridiplantae, Streptophyta, Magnoliopsida, Ranunculales, Papaveraceae. Gene Ontology annotation, cellular component: chloroplast; cytoplasm.